AUGUGCAACUUCAUUAAAAGCAACGGGGAGCAGUGUAAGCUUGCUCGCAACAAAGAACGAUGCGGCAAGCACGCGAUCAAUAUUGAUCAAGAGGAAAUUAUUGUCGUAGAGACUAAUAUAAUAGAAGAAAUGUCGCCUCAACCGAAUACCCCAGCUAUUGCUGAGGUUGUUCAUACACCAACCCCAUCGGUGAUCAAGCCCGUCGAGGUCUCGAAUAUCGUUGUAAGCAAAGUUCCAGAAUUGGAUGAGUCGAUUAUCGCACCGGUGAUCGCGGAUAGUGUGGUAUAUAAUGAGGAUCAAAGUUCGGAAUCAGAAUUAAAUAAUUUAAAUGAUCACACAGAAGAGAUCGCAGAAGCGGAAAACGAGUUCUUCUUCGAGCAGUACAUUGAAACGGGCAAAGUAAAGCAGUUCGACGUAAAAGAAAAUUCCUUAGACCCCAUGGAUGUUAUUGGAGCGUUUAACGAAUACAUUGCCAGCAAGAACUUGGAUAUUAAAGGAUCGGAAAUGAUUGACAGCAAUGCGUACUUUGGUGGAUAUCGCUAUUGCUUUUACAUUCAAAAAGGCAACAAAACGCUAAGACAUUUCUAUUGUAAGAGCGAACAGAUGAUGAUCAACAUACCAAUCAUGAUUGACGAGCUGAAUGUUGCUCAAUACUGUGUUUCAAAGAAGAACUACGAUCAGCGUCUGUAUAAGCUAUGUUGCAUGGUGAAGAGAGAUUGGUUCUGCAAUAACAACAACACGUGGAACUUGGCUGGCAUGCUAUACAAGAAACAACACGUCGAUCUUGGUCUGAUGCGUAAAACUUAUCUGUGUAUUCUACAGACAAUGACAGAGCGGUUUGAUCAAGUCGCUGCGUUGAAAGUGUUCAAUGACUGGGAAACAUCCAAAUACCAUCCAAAGCUAACUGAGGCUCAUAUCAAAUCUAUUGCUGGUGGAACUAAUCCAAUUGAAUACAACAAGUGGAAAGCAGAAUAUGAACCAAAGGAGAUCAAGGAAAAGAAAGAUAAGAAAGAUGAAGAGCUUUUCGUUCCUCAUUAUCGAGAAUUGCCGCCAAUCUUCGAUUGUAAGAACACAGAAACGUAUCUGGAUGUUAUCAAUCUAAAGAAAGGAGCUGUUGCAAUGGAGAAACUCUACAAGUUUAUCAAGAACAACAUUGCUUACAUCUUGCAAGGUGGAAACGGAUACAAAUUGACUAAGAAUCGGGACGCAUUCGGAGAAAUUGAUUACGUAGUUGUUUCCAACAUCAAGCAGUUCGAUAUGAUAAUUUGA
This is a messenger RNA of Phytophthora infestans T30-4, 1269 nucleotides long. RefSeq lists its product as uncharacterized. The coding region runs from base 1 to 1269 and encodes 422 amino acids. The transcript has 2 exons. The record is from RefSeq and is a predicted model, not a curated record. Lineage: Eukaryota; Oomycota; Peronosporomycetes; Peronosporales; Peronosporaceae.